CAGCAACUUGUUACAGGCUCAGCGGUCCUCCCUCUGCUGGAUUAUUUAUUAGGCGCUCCGUCCCAUGUCGCCAUCUGCUCGAAGGAGAAAAAAACAACAAAAAAAACAACAGGACUCUUCGAGCCACAUGACAGGAGACAUUAACUCGGUAGAAAAAGUAAACACACAAAAUAAAAAUAGUUUAUAGGACUCAGAAGAUCUUGUGCAACAGGUGUUCAGGAGAAUCCUGCUUGUCAGAGCUAAAGCGGAUAACUCAUUCAGCAAAGCAGAGGUUAGUUCAAACAGCGUAGGAUGCAGUGAGUUUUUAAUCCAGUAUGUAAAGAAGAUGACAUGUUUAUUUCUGGGGCGUUUUCCGCUGUUUAUCGUCGCUUUAUAGAGACCCAUGGAGCAAUAACCGAGCUUGUCCACAGAAUUAACCCGGUGACUGACAUGUUCAGAGGCUUUAUGGAUGCAGCGCUGCUAACCCUGUCCGCCCGGUGAACUGAGUCAGGGAGGGGGAGGGGGUCAUAGCAGGCAACCGAGGGACGGAGCCGCCUAACCCGCAGCCGGCUGCAGCCAUGGUGGUGGAGGGCGACAGGACGCUGGUGGCAGCCAGGCAGGGAGACGUGCAGACGCUCAAAACGCUCUUAGCCGCGAAGGUUCUCAGCAGCGACGUGAAGGAUGUUCUGGGGGCUUCGCCGGUCCACCACGCAGCCCGGGCCGGGAAGCUGACCUGCCUGCGUUUUCUGGUGGAGGAGGCAGGGCUGCAGUGUAACUGCCUGGCAAACAACGGGGCCAGUCCGGCCCACGAUGCGGCAGCCACGGGCAACCUGGCCUGCUUACAGUGGCUGCUGACCCAGGGGGGGUGUCGGCCGGAGGACAAGGACAGCUCUGGAGCCACGGUUCUCCACCUUGCGUGUCGCUUCAGUCACCACGAGAUCACCGAAUGGCUGCUGAAGAGCAGCGAGGUGGACCCCGGGGCCUCCACCGACACAGGAGCCCUACCUGUUCAUUAUGCAGCUGCCAAGGGAGAUCUGGCUUCUCUCCGACUGUUACUGGGACACAGCCCAAAUGUCGUCAACUCCCAAACUAAGAAUGGUGCCACGCCGCUCUACCUGGCCUGCCAGGAGGGUCAUCUGGAGGUCGUCCAAUACCUGGUCAAGGACUGUGGGGCAGAUCCGAGCAUCAGAGCCAACGACGGGAUGACGCCUCUGCACGCUGCUGCUCAGAUGGGCCACAGCACCGUCAUCGUCUGGCUGAUGAGUUUCACAGACAUCAGCCUGGCGGACAGGGACGGCGACGGGGCCACGGCCAUGCACUUCGCAGCCAGCCGUGGCCACGCAAAGGUGCUCAGCUGGCUGCUGCUGCAUGGAGGGGAGAUAGUCACCGACAACUGGGGAGGAACCUCUCUCCACGACGCAGCGGAGAACGGGGAGCUGGAGUGCUGUCAGAUACUGGUGGUAAACGGCGUGGACCUGGGCAUUCGGGACCAGGACGGCUUCACGGCCGCGGACCUGGCCGAAUACAACGGCCACUCCCAGUGUGCCAAGUAUCUGCGCACAGUGGAAAACAUGAGUGUGGAGCAUCGGGUUUUGUCUCGAGACCCUUCGAUGGAGCUCGAGUCCAAGCAGCCGGACUCGGGCCUCUCCUCCCCGAACACCACCAUGCCUCCAGCCAGCCAGGCAGCGCACUUCGACAUCGGCUCGCCGUCCAGCUCACUGUCCAACUACGACUCUGCCAACUCCAGCCAGUCCAGCACCGGAGAGAAGAGAAGCAGCCUUACAAUGUCUCGAGGACCUCCCACCCAGCUGAACUCAGUCGCACAUCAAGGUGCAUCAGAGUCGGCCAUUUCAGACAUGCAGGCCUACAUGGACAUGCUGAACCCAGACAUCGGCGCUGACACGGCCAGCAGGAACGAGAUCAGAGCUGACGGUGUACCCAACCCUCCGCCUCCUCCAACCUAUCCUCCUCCGCCUCCCCCUCGAGCUCCACCGAAUCUCCCUCCGGCUCCGAGCUACCCGGCGCCUCCGCCUCCGCAAGAGCCUCAGUCGGCCGAGUUCCUGAAAGUGAAAAGCAACUUGCGGCACGUGGACAGCAAAAGCAGCAAAAAGGAGCAGCUGACUCCUGGGGAGAGCCACGAGAAAUUGCGGCGAGUGGAUUCAAACAGGAAGUCGAGGAGCUUCAACAAACAGCCCAGCACUGGGGACUACUACAAGAGUCUGGGCAGCGACACGGCGGAGCCCCGUGGGAGCAAAGUCAUGGCGCCCAACGAGGAGGGUUCGGUAUUAUUGGAGGAGCCUGCAGAGAGUCCCGCCCCCACCUCUGAAAAUGGCACCACAGAGGAAUCUGUGUCGCCUCCGCAGCCGCCUCCACCGCCUCCUCUCCCCCCCAGCAACCCGAUGCCAACGCCCCCUCCUCCUCCUCCACUGCCCACCGGGCCACAAACCACCCAGAACAACGGCAGCACCGCCCCCAGCUCCACCUCCACUUCCACCGACAACAGGCGCCCAUCUUCCUCAUCAGGAAGCGGGAAUGUCUCUAUCUCCCCCCCAGACAGAGGGCCGCUUAGACAGAUGAAGAGCACAAAAUCUUUCAACAUGAUGUCCCCCACCGGAGACAACUCAGAGCUGCUGGCAGAGAUCAAAGCCGGAAAGAGCCUCAAGCCCACGCCUCACAGUAAAGGCUACACCACCGUGUUCUCCAACACGGGGACGACAGGCAACAAUGGAACCACCACACCUCCAGAGACCCAAACACCCACCCCACCCGCCCAGCCACCCUCCCCCUCACAGUCCAGCCCGCCUGUUACCUCCCCACCCGUCACCCCGAGCCCCAGCCCCAGCCCCAGCCCCACUGGUCCCAGGAACAUGUCAGGCUCUGCGAGCUACGAGCAGCUGCCCUCCAACUCCGUUGUCAAUGGGGACGGUGGAGCUGGCGCGGCGCAGCCGGAGUCGGGAAGGAAGACGAGCCUCGCCGACAUUGAGGCGUUGGUGCCCACUCAUGACGAGCAGGGGAAAGCCAUCCCCGAGUGGAAAAGGCAGGUGAUGGUGAGGAAGCUUCAGGCCAAGAUGCAGGAGGAGGAAGAGCACAAACGCAAGGCUGAAGAGGAAGCAAAGCGCCUGGCGUCAAUGCCAGCCUGGAGGAGGGACAUGAUGAAGAAGAAAAUGGACGAGGAGAGAUGUGACAGGGAACAAAAAAGAAAAGCAGAACAGCAGGCCAAACAGGCAAAGGAGUCCGAGGAGAAGCAGGAGCUGGAGCGACUACGGACCAUGGGCUACGAUGAGACCAAGCUGGCCCCCUGGCAGCGGCAGAUCAUCCUGAAGAAAGGAGACAUAGCCAAAAAAUGACGACCUGGACCGUUUUCCCUGGAGCGUUCUGCGCCCUCACACACUCGGUCCAAAGUGUCUCCCUCCUCCAUUCUUUAACCCCACGCCGAACAGACAGAGGUGAGGAGAGCUCGUCUCCCCGUCCCUCCUGAAACUCUGUUGUGUCACUCUUCGGGGCCCCGCAGUAACUGAGGCUCGCUUCUGCGGUUGCUGCCUGUCCACACAAGCUCUGAGACUCGGCUCGGGCGAAACACAGCAGAGUGAUCCUACACCUCUUACUAAAAGUCUCAUGGACACAAAUGAUUGUUUAGCAAAGCAUUUCUGGCAUGCACUGACCCGCUUUUUUUUCUUCUUUUUCUUUGCUAAGGCACUUGUUAAAGAACACGAAGUCAAAAUCACAGCUGGUGUAUGCUUACAUUUCUACAAAACCGCAAAUUAUUGGAAGAUGCGUCACGUAGGAGAUUUAAGUUUUUUGGUAGAUGAAAAACGUGACGUUGCUAUGAAAUUGUCUAUUUUUCAGACUGUAAUCGAAAGAAAAGUAGUUCAGAUAUAUAAUUUGUAAUCAAUAAGCAGCCAAUGCAUCAAUAAGAAUGAGCAGUGUCCCAUCGAUGUUUCGUCUUAGUCGUGGCAUUUAGCGUCAAGCUCACAGAUGCACUUAUUGUGCUGUUGCAGGAUCGUUCAGCUGUUCAAAGACGGGGUUUUCUUAGAAGGUUAUAAGCAGCUGGUAUCUUACCUUCUGCAGAUGUCCAUCUCAGUCGCUUCAUUUUGUUUAAAUCCUGAUUAGCUGGUCGUUACAUUUGGAUUAGAAGGUUAUUUACCCCAAAGCUGGUGAAUAUUUACACACAAAUUAAUGACUGAAUGCAGUGCAAAGCGCUUGGAGGAAGUGCGCUACUAUUAAUCUUCCUGCUGGAAAGCCAACAGAAAAUGUAAAGCAUCUGUGGUGAUAAAACAGUCAUUUUUUUUAUGGAAAUGCUCUGCAUGUUCGACUGUCAGUUCAUUUCCAACAGGAAAGUCCUUGAUAGCAGACCACUUCCUGCCUCUGUCUUCCCAUGUAAAUAUUCAUCAGUUUCUGUGUGAAUAUCCACUCAGUGCAAAUAAAUAGACAUAAAUCCCUGUGACUUCUGCAGGCAAGCUAUUAAUUUCUUAUGACCUCUUAAUUAGCCCUUUAAUAUUCUGCCAGUGUUUUGGCAGAAACUACCACUGGUUGUUUCAUUUAUAUUCCACCUCAAAGCUAACAGUUUAUUAAUGUUCAUUCGAUAAGGUUAUUUUCCAAAGAAUCUGGAAUAAUAAUAAAUUGAGAAAAAUUAAUUAUAAUUUUAAUAUAAAAUUAUAACAUAAUUUCAUAUUAACUGCUCUUGGCUCAGAAAAAUAAUACAAAGCUCAAAUUUAUUAUUAGAACGUUUUAAUGUGACCGAAAUGUCAAACUACGUUGUUUAAUCAUGAUUGUGAAUCUUUUUGUGAAUCGCUGCAUUAUAAGAAUCAAACAUGUUUUUAAUGUUUAAUAACAAGGAUACCUGGAACACAAAUAAGACAAAGAGCUGCGAUCCACAGCGGCCGUCUGAUCCGAACCCAUCCGCUUGUUUCUUGCCUCCGUCCCACUGAGCUGCAGGAUGAAUCUUUGAUGAACAGAUCUGCUUACACAUCACAGAGAGACCACUCUGUCUCUCACAGACGGGCACACUAAUGAUAAACUGCACUGCUAGCUAGGUGAGUUGACGUGCUUUAGCGUGUUCGAAAUUUACACUGACCAGUCGCACGUAUAAGAUGAGGAAGACGUCUGAAAAGUACCGUAUGAUUCACUUUUAGACAUUUUAGAGAUCCUUUAAGAGUUCAGGCUGAGAACUAUUUCAUCAUUUCCUCCUUCACAAAUUUAAAAAUAUUUUUACAAUCCAUAUAACAUUAGAACGGUGUUGAUCUGUUUAGAGCAGUGGUUCCCAAAGUCUGGGUCAGGACCCCCAUUUGGGUCUUGAAACACCAAGUGUGUGGUCUUUAGAUUAUCUAACAAACUUUAAGUUAAACUAAAAAAUAAUUAUUUGUUCCAUUUUUUUUUACCUUAAAAGUUAUAAUAAAAUAAAUAAAGAUAAAAUCUGUAGUUGUAAAUGGAUAAAAAUAGUGCAAUAGUUAAGGCUGUCUUGUAGCUACACUUGUUAAAUGUUAGUUAAGUUUGUGUAUAUCAAACAGCAAUAUUCAAUUUCGUGGGUUAGAAAUUGGAAAAAAAAAAAGGGAGCCACUGGUUUAAAGGUCAUUAGAAAAUAAAUAUUUUUGAAAUAGAGCACGCAUUGUUGCAUUUACAUUUAAUAAAGUUUUCUUCCCUUUUUGUAAUCUCAUCAUUACAAAUAAUCUCUUUAAUUCAUCUGUUCGGGUUUGAUUGAUCAUUUGGAAAUAUUCUGACUCACUUCUCAUCAGAUGCCAUAUGAUAUUAAAAUUUAAAGUGAUGUACGUCAUUGCCAUUUAAUUUUCUAUAUAUAUAUAUAUAAAUAUAUAAACUCUGUACAUAGUGACCCUUAGAUUUUUUUUUGUCUUUUCAUUUUUUCCAGAUUUCAUAUUACAUGUCCCAGCCUUGCUUGGAUGUAGAAUGUUGGCUUGUUUUCUUGUCAUAAUAACUUCAGACUGAUAAAAAUGAGCAGAAUAAACCUCAGAUCAUUUAAA
Molecule: messenger RNA, 5954 nt
Organism: Poecilia latipinna (sailfin molly)
Lineage: Eukaryota; Metazoa; Chordata; Actinopteri; Cyprinodontiformes; Poeciliidae
Gene: espn
Product: espin
Exons: 15
Coding region: 558-3326 (922 amino acids)
Biological process (GO): actin filament bundle assembly
Cellular component (GO): cytoplasm
Molecular function (GO): actin filament binding
Source: RefSeq, a predicted model, not a curated record